AUGCGUCUCCCUCCUGAUAUCCUCGUGCGUGUCGCCGACCUCCUCGCCGCACGCGGCGCGCGGGGCACGCUCGCGGCCCUCGCCCGCGCCUCGCGCGCAGCCUACGACGCCGCCGCCCCCGCGCUGUAUCGCGAGGUGGUGCUGGGCCCCCGCGCGGUGGGGCUGUUGAGCGCGCUCGCCCCCGGCGACGUGGGCCUCCGCUCCGACGAGGCCACACGCCGCCGCCUCCGCGCGUGGCGGUAUGUGCGGCGCGUGCGCGUGCCCACGCUCGCCGACGCGGCGGGGUUUGCAGACGUCGCUGUUGCCGCCGCCGCCGCCGCCGCCGCUGAGCCCCUCAUGCCUCGCUUACAGUCUGUAUGCCUCGGCCCUGUCGCCGUCGACCAGCUGCGUAUAUGGACCGGACCCCUGCCCGGUCUUCUGCAAGGCCUGGCGGCGCAGCGGCCGACGCGGUUGUGCGUCGCGUUCCGCCACGUGCCCGCCGCAGAGUGGGACGCGUACCGCGAAGCAUCGACGCGUGGGGCGUACGCGCUUGUGCGCCGCCUGGAAGCGCUCACGGCGGGAUGGGACCUCGUGAGCGUGACCUUCCACGACGUCGUGCACCAAGUCCUCCCGUCGUUGCCUACGACGAACGUUUAUGAUUUUGCCCCACACGCCAUCCCCCACCCCCUCUUUCGGGGACGGUACCGCUUCCCCGUAGGCGAGGCGGCUGUGCGCCUCCCCGGCCCAGAGUGGAACAUGCGCCCGUGGCAGAUGGGUACGGCCAUCAAGAACCUCUUCCCGUCUUCGGCGGUGGGGAGCGGCGUACACUAUGCCACGUUACAGCGGACGCGGUGGCGCUUUUGUGGUGUCGCCAACCACGUGUUGACGAAAGAGGAGCGCGAGGACGACGACUCGGACGGCGUGUGGUAUCGCGAAGUCAAGGGCAUGGUGGACGAGAGCAUCCGGACGGGCAUCGCGCGCGACCUACCUGCCAGAGGCCUCGAUGCCGAGUUCGUGCAUGAGGUGCUGGAGCGGUUGGAGUAUGGGCGCGUCGAGGAGUGCAGUGCAUGUGGGCGGGAUGAGGACGAGCACAAUGUGAUGAGCAUGGACGGGCUUGAUUUGUUGUGAGAUGGUGAGAGGGUCGGGUAUCACGGCCAAGAGCUGUACGAGUUGUAGUGUCAGGCUGAGCUGUUAUCGAUAUCAUGUAGCAUGUGCGGGGGGAGCGGGGGAGACGCCGUGAUGCCAUCGAUGC
Messenger RNA from Cutaneotrichosporon oleaginosum, 1231 nucleotides. RefSeq lists its product as uncharacterized. The record is from RefSeq and is a predicted model, not a curated record. Lineage: Eukaryota; Fungi; Basidiomycota; Tremellomycetes; Trichosporonales; Trichosporonaceae.